GUUUUCUUUUUUUGGGCUUAACUUCGGAUAAAGGGUUGUUGCUGUGAUGAAUUUUGGUGGCUUGGCAAAGAUUAAUUCUUUAUCAGAUUUAUGUCUUUGAGUUGUUAGUCUUUUGUGUUAAGAUGGCUAUUCAUUCUUGCAAUUUCUUCUUUAAGAUUUUUCAAGUGCAGCUUCAGUUGGUCUGAGUAAACUGAGCAAAAUGAAGGGUGGGUGGAUACUGUUGCUUCUCCUUUGCUUGAAUACAGUCACUUCUGGUGUGAUUGCUGCUGGGCCACCAACAUGCCCUGCUGAUCUUGGGGGCAAAUGUGCUGAUUCAGAUGAAUGGAAAGGGGAAUUCUUCCCUGGCAUUCCCAAAAUUAAAUACGAGGGUCCUUCUAGCAAGAAUCCACUUGCAUAUAAAUGGUAUAAUGCAGAAGAGGAGAUUCUGGGGAAGAAAAUGAAGGACUGGAUGAGAUUUAGCAUUGCAUUUUGGCAUACAUUCCGCGGGACAGGAGCUGACCCGUUUGGUGCACCAACUAAAUAUUGGCCUUGGGAGGAUGGUACUGAUUCAUUGGCUAUGGCCAAAAGAAGAAUGAGAGCUAAUUUUGAGUUACUGGACAAGCUGGGAGUUGACAGAUGGUGUUUCCAUGAUAGGGAUAUAGCCCCAGCUGGAAAAACUAUUGAGGAAAGUAAUGCAAACUUGGAUGAAGUGGUGGCCCUUGCAAAAGAACUCCAAGGAACCAAGAUACUUCCUUUAUGGGGCACAGCUCAAUUGUUUUUACAUCCUCGUUACAUGCAUGGUGCUGCAACCAGCUCUGAUGUAGGUGUAUAUGCAUAUGCUGCAGCUCAAGUUAAGAAAGCAAUAGAGGUCACACAUUACUUAGGUGGAGAAAAUUAUGUCUUUUGGGGCGGUCGUGAGGGGUAUCAGUCUCUUUUAAACACAGAUAUGGAAAGGGAGCUUGAUCAUAUGGCAAGAUUUAUGGAAGCAGCUGUUGCCUACAAGAAGAAGAUUGGAUUCAAUGGGACUCUGCUAAUUGAGCCCAAACCACAAGAGCCUACUAAACACCAGUAUGAUUGGGAUGCUGCCACAGCAGCUAAUUUCUUGCGAAAAUAUGGGCUUAUAGAUGAAUUUAAGCUCAACAUUGAGUGCAAUCAUGCCACGCUUUCUGGUCACAGCUGUCAUCAUGAGCUAGAAACUGCAAGAAUCAAUGGCUUGCUAGGAAAUAUUGAUGCCAACACUGGCGAUCCUCAGAUUGGAUGGGAUACAGAUCAGUUCAUGACAGAUAUUGCAGAGGCAACUCUUGUUAUGACGAGUGUGAUUAGAAAUGGAGGACUGGCACCAGGAGGAUUCAAUUUUGAUGCAAAAUUGCGAAGAGAAAGUACAGAUGUUGAGGAUAUUUUCAUUGCUCAUAUUGGUGGAAUGGAUACCUUGGCUCGUGGACUCCGAAAUGCUGCUAAGUUGAUUGAGGAUGGUUCUUUGGCUGAGCUUGUCCGCAAACGCUAUGAGAGUUUUGACACAGAAAUCGGAGCACAAAUAGAGGCUGGUAAGGCUGAUUUUGAAAUGCUUGAGAAGAAAGCCAUCGAGUGGGGAGAACCUAAAGUUCCUUCUGCCAAGCAGGAACUUGCAGAGAUGAUUUUCCAGUCCGCACUGUAGAGUACAGUAAAUAGCAGUGAACUAGUAGUAGGGCUUUUUGCAAUAAUCUAUGGUAGAAACAAUACAUACACAUACUAGUGCUUAUCGAGUCGAGCAAAAUGCAGGAUAAGUUAUGAACAAAGUUUUAUUUACUAAUUUAAUUUAAUGCUUUGAGCUGUUUUCAUAUGAAAUUCCCAUUAUUUAUCAAUUUGAUAUUUAGAUUUCUCAGGAAUGAAAAUGAUUGUUCUUUUUGUCUA
Ricinus communis (castor bean) is the source of this 1869-nucleotide messenger RNA. Its product is annotated as xylose isomerase. The record is from RefSeq and is a predicted model, not a curated record. The coding region runs from base 200 to 1633 and encodes 477 amino acids. Gene Ontology annotation, biological process: carbohydrate metabolic process. The transcript has 21 exons. Gene Ontology annotation, molecular function: xylose isomerase activity. Lineage: Eukaryota; Viridiplantae; Streptophyta; Magnoliopsida; Malpighiales; Euphorbiaceae.